Messenger RNA from Cordyceps militaris CM01, 261 nucleotides. RefSeq lists its product as uncharacterized. The transcript is spliced from 2 exons. Bases 1 to 261 code for a protein of 86 amino acids. Lineage: Eukaryota; Fungi; Ascomycota; Sordariomycetes; Hypocreales; Cordycipitaceae. The record is from RefSeq and is a predicted model, not a curated record.
AUGACAUCUGAGUCCCGCGUCUCGUUCGCCGUACAGAUGCCGCCUAGCGGGCUCAACACCGGCGCGGCGCCAUGCCGCCGUCUCGUCGUCCGCAACGCGGAGGACAGCAACCACGAGCCGUGGCGCCGGCACCGUGACCACCUCCCGCCGCCCAUCGACAUGGCUGCGCCGCCCAGUCCAACGUGGGAGCAGCUUCUCGGCGAGGCCCCCCAUGGCAGCGGCCACAUCCACAUGGACGAGGCCGCGACCGGCCUCGCUUAG